GGUAACCAGAAAAUCUCCAAGGCAAAUUCUAUAAGCGGCAAUUUCGUGGCUCCUUUUCUGCUCAUUCUGGGCGAGCCUUUUUAGUUUUAUCUUAUCCAGUGAGUGAAAAGGUUACGAAUAUCGAAAGUGUCCUUAGCUAAGCUGAAUUCAACUCUCAGUUUCCAAGGGUGAAAUCCUUUCUGCUUGCAUUUUGUGAUAAUAAAAAGUGCAGAGUGUUCGCAAACCUCAGAUCCAGCCAGAUCUUGUGAUCAUACACAACAAUGGAGCUAAAGUGGAUGCUUCUACUUUCAUCCAUAAUCAUCUAUGUGAGUUAUUGCUUCUUCAGACGACGAAAUUUUCCACCAGGACCACUCGGCAUUCCAAUUCUUGGCUACUUACCGUUUCUCAAUCCACGCCUACCGUACAUAUCUCUGCAAGACCUCUCCCGUAAAUAUGGUGCAAUUUAUGGUCUUUACCUAGGCUCCGUUUACACCGUUGUGCUCUCAGAUGUUACUAUAAUUCGCGAAGCACUCAAACGCGAAGAAUACACCGGGCGAGCACCUCUCUAUCUAACGCAUGGCAUCAUGGGUGGAUAUGGUAUCGUUUGUGCCGAAGGCCUUCUCUGGAAAGAUCAACGUCGUCAAUCAAGCGAAUGGUUACGAAGACUCGGGAUGAGCAAGUUUGGAAUGGUUCGAAGCCGUCUGGAGAAACGGAUCAAGGCCGGAGUCGAGGAAUUCUUGCAGAUGAUGAACAAUUCAGCAAUAAGCAAUAAAUGCGCUGAAGGUAAAGAGCAAUUUCUGGUGAAUCCAAUGCACGCCCUGCUCCAUUCGAUGGGGAAUGUUAUAAAUGAUCUGGUAUUCGGCAUCACUUACGAGCAUGAUGACGCAACUUGGAAAUAUUUGCAGCAACUGCAAGAAGAAGGCGUCAAGCACAUUGGCGUGUCGGGAGUCGUUAACUUCUUGCCACUUCUCAGGUUUUCGCCGGCUAAUAGAAACACAAUCGCCUUUUUAUUGGACGGCAAGCGGCGAACCCAUGCAAUUUACGAUAGAAUCAUUGAAAAGGCCAGAAGCGUACUGUCGGCAACCACGAAGAACGGUUCUAAUGCGCUAGAAAGUGAAAGUGGCGAGUCCAUUGAAAACCCCAGGAACGACAGCAGCAAUGAUGAUUGCAGCUCUAACCUUAAUGUCGGCGACGUCGAUUGCAUUCUUAAAUACUUUCUUCAAGAGAAGGAGCGGCGGCUGUCACAAGGCGACGAUUCCGCCCACAGUAUUUACAAAGAUAUUCAAUUACGUCACCUGUUGGCGGAUUUUUUUGGCGCCGGCGUCGACACAACGCUAACUACCUUACGUUGGUUUUUACUCUACAUGGCAAAAAAUCCUAGCUUGCAGGCACAAUUGAGAACGGCUAUAAUCGAAACUUGUAUGAUUAGUGAUGCCGUUGUUGCUGAUGGCGGUCUUGCGAAUGGCGACGCUGCCGUUUGGAAUCCAAACUUGAACGACCUUGAAAAACUGGAUCUGCUGAAAGCCUGCAUAUCGGAAACACAGCGUAUACGAUCUGUUGUACCACUCGGAAUUCCACAUGGCACCACAAAAGAAACAGAGCUAUGCGGAUUUGCAAUCCCAAAGAACUCCAUGAUUAUACCACUACAAUGGGCCGUUCAUAUGAACCCAGAAUUUUGGCCAGAUCCUGAAAAAUUUGAUCCUUCUCGAUUCUUGACUGCCACUGGAGAAUAUUUCGCGCCACCGAACUUCAUUCCAUUUCAGACAGGUAAACGAAUUUGCUUGGGCGAAGAGCUGGCUCGUAUGCUACUCUACCUGUUUGCUGGCAGCAUUAUAUACCACUAUGAAUUCACUCUAUCGGCCGAAGAAUCGAACGUAGAUAUGCAAGGUGAAUGCGGAAUAACCUUGACCCCGCCGCAUUAUUCGCUGCUUCUCAAAAAAGUCAACAAUUGAAACCACCAGAUUUUCAAUCAAUUCGUAUUGUAUUUUUUCAAAUGUAUCUUUUAAUCAUAGUAAUAACAUAUUUUCUG
Molecule: messenger RNA, 2008 nt
Organism: Hermetia illucens (black soldier fly)
Lineage: Eukaryota; Metazoa; Arthropoda; Insecta; Diptera; Stratiomyidae
Gene: phtm
Product: cytochrome P450 306a1
Exons: 8
Coding region: 261-1931 (556 amino acids)
Biological process (GO): xenobiotic metabolic process
Cellular component (GO): intracellular membrane-bounded organelle; cytoplasm
Molecular function (GO): heme binding; iron ion binding; oxidoreductase activity, acting on paired donors, with incorporation or reduction of molecular oxygen, reduced flavin or flavoprotein as one donor, and incorporation of one atom of oxygen
Source: RefSeq, a predicted model, not a curated record